Molecule: messenger RNA, 2722 nt
Organism: Stereum hirsutum FP-91666 SS1
Lineage: Eukaryota; Fungi; Basidiomycota; Agaricomycetes; Russulales; Stereaceae
Product: leukotriene-A4 hydrolase
Exons: 15
Coding region: 142-2076 (644 amino acids)
Biological process (GO): proteolysis
Cellular component (GO): cytosol
Molecular function (GO): metallopeptidase activity; epoxide hydrolase activity; aminopeptidase activity
Source: RefSeq, a predicted model, not a curated record
UGGACAUCGACAUCGCCCAUCGAUACUAGUGAUAUCCCUCGACUAACCGUCGAAUCAUUCGUCGACCUUGUGUAUAUAUAAGACCUCGCGAGCUCCAGGCUUUCAGCGCAUUACUUUUGCUCAGAAAGACCGCUUCGAACUAUGUCGGAUCCAACGUCGCAAUCCAACUAUCUUCAGAUCUAUACGUCCAAUGUAGAUUUCGACUGGACGAUUGACUUUGCCACGAAGACCAUUUCUGGCUCGGCCACUCAUACACUCAUAGCAGUAGAAGAUGAAGUCAAGACUGCCAUCUUUGACACCAUCGGCUUGAAGAUUCAUAAGAUUGAGGUAGAUGGAAAGAAGGCUGAGUAUACACUAGGAGCAAAGCAUGAAGUCAUGGGACAGGCUCUGACGGUGACCCUUCCGUCCACGGUCUCGAAAGGAUCCAAGACGUCUCUAAAGGUCUACUACGAUACCACGGAGAGUGGUUUGGCCGUACAGUGGCUCGAAAAAGAACAAACACAAGGAAAUACCUUUCCGUACUUGUUCAGUCAGUGCCAGCCCAUAUAUGCCAGAUCUUUAGCGCCUCUGCAAGAUACACCGUCACUCAAGAUCACCUAUACUGCUAAAGUCACCUCCGUUCUUCCCGUUCUUUUGUCUGCCAUCCGUGUUUCGCCUCCUUCGGAGGGCCCUGCGCACGAUGGUAAAGAGAUCGGGAAAGAUUCCGUCACAUAUGUCUACAACCAACCUGUCGGAAUCCCCUCGUAUCUCAUCGCGAUCGCGAGUGGUAACUUGAGAUACAGGGCCUUCAAGCAAUUUGAAGGACGAGCAUGGAAGACCGGAAUCUGGGCUGAGCCAGAGAUCAUGGAGGAGUCAUUCUGGGAGUUCAGUGAAGAUACUGCCCGCUUUCUGGCGAAAGAAGAAGAUAUUGUCGGGGAUUAUCGAUUUGGAGUCUAUGAUCUGUUGGUCUUGCCUCCCUCUUUUCCUUAUGGUGGCAUGGAAAACGCUUGCCUUUCGUUCUUGACGCCUACGUUACUCACCGGUGAUCGGUCUCUUGUGGACGUCGUCGUACACGAGCUCACGCACUCCUGGUUCGGCAACGGCGUAACCCAUGCUGAGGCUACGCACUUCUGGCUCAACGAAGGCUGGACGACCUAUAUCGAGCGUCUCCUACAGCAAUAUCUUCACUCCCCAGCCGAGCGCGGGUUCUCGUUUCUGAUCGGUUCAUCUGGACUCUACGAGGCUCUCAAAGAGUACAGCGAUAGACCCAAGUACCAGAGGCUAGUCAUCGAGUUCGAAAAGGGAGAAGACCCGGACGAUGCAUACAGCCAGGUGGCGUAUGAGAAAGGCUCUAAUUUCAUCCUCUAUCUCGAGAAAACUCUAGGAGGUUUGGAUGUUUUCCUGCCAUAUGUCCGUGACUAUGUCAACACCUUCAUUGGUCAAAGUAUCACAACAGAUAUGUGGAAAUCGCAUCUGCUUGCCUACUUCGAGAAGCAUGGUGGCGAGGCCCAGAAACAGGCCCUCAAAACUGUCGAUUGGGAUGCCUGGCUUUACGGAGAAGGUUUGAGGCUCCCUGUGGAGCCAGAAUACGACAUCAGCCUUGCCGAACCUGCGCAUGAUCUUGCAGCGAGAUGGGAUGCCGCUCGCGAUGUCUCAGACCUCAAAAAGCUGGACUUCACGGAAUUCGAUAUCAAGGACUUCAGCUCGAACCAAAAGGUUGUCUUCCUCGAACAACUUCGGACCUACAAGCCCCUCCCUGCGGCUCAUUUGCGCUAUUUGGGUGGUCUCUACCAGGUGUCAACCACUGCGAACGCCGAAAUCCGCCUCCGAUUCUAUAAUCUCGCCCUCAAUAUCGCAGACCUCACCUCGCCGUUGGCACAUGAGUUCGCGGAAGAGGCUCUCAACUGGGUGACAGGUCGCGAGAAGUCACCGUCUGGGCCUGGCGUGCUUAAAGGCAGAAUGAAGUUCUGCCGACCUGCAUUCAAAGGGGCAGCGAAGGUGGACAAGGAGAAGGCCAAGAAGUAUUUCGAGGAGACCAAGCUGAAUUUCCAUCCGAUUGCGAGGAAGCUUCUGGAGAAGGAUCUUGACUCAGUUUAGCGUGAUUGAGAAAGUUGAGUACGGUAGGACGGCAUAAGCAGUCAUGUAACAGGAAUGAUGUACAAGAACAAUGUGAUGUAUAGUCGAAUGGGGUAAGCAUCAAUAUGCAAAGCAUUGUCGAAUACCGUUAUGAAGUCGACAAGACGUUUGACUUGAGAAUGGCAGAAUAUUAUCUGACCUCCAUGGCUCGUGCACCACUGCUACUCCCCUGAUCUUGACUUUCAUCGAUGUAACAGCCUAGAGUUUCACUCCAUACAUAUUCGUGGUUCAAGAUCUUGGUGAUAGUCUUGUAGGCCUCGACAUUGGCAUACGGGACGUUCGUCCGCGGAUCCAAGUAUGGCGCAGGGAGCCCAGUAAUCGGACACGUUUGCGUGGGUCGUGCUUCGACAAGUCGGAAUGCAAUUGGUAUAAAAUGUGACUGCAAGGACAUGCAGUGGCGCACCUAAUGGUCUGCCCUUGCUGGCGUAUACCCUCAAGUCUUCCCACUUGACAUGGUCGCCGAACAUGGCAGCCAUCGUCUCUUUCCAUUGCGGCACUGGGGCAUCUUCGUCUUGCCCAAUUUCGUGAAUGACGUAAUUAGCUUCUUGCGUCACGGUCUUCGCUAUCUUCUGAGGUUGCACGGGUGGAAUCUGGGGUGGAACAUAGG